AUGCGCUGGAGCACUAGUACCACUGUAGACUCGUACGUAGCCCAGACGACAUCUAUUAUAGUAGUUAGAGACGGAGGGAAGCUAGUCUUCUCUCCUUCUUCUCUAAAUGCUUCUAUUAGCACGAUCGUCGUAUUUAACUUCCUCGCACUUAAAUAUACGUUAACGCAAAGUUAA
Bipolaris oryzae ATCC 44560 is the source of this 174-nucleotide messenger RNA. RefSeq lists its product as uncharacterized. Bases 1 to 174 code for a protein of 57 amino acids. The transcript has a single exon. NCBI's taxonomy places the organism in Eukaryota, Fungi, Ascomycota, Dothideomycetes, Pleosporales, Pleosporaceae. The record is from RefSeq and is a predicted model, not a curated record.